GAAGGGGAGAGGUUUUCUCGGAGCAUUCGAAACCGCUUCUGCUCCUUGUUCGUUCGUUCGUUCAGCUUCUUCUUGUCUGUCUCUCUGUCUCUCUUUCUUCACAACCCAUUCAAAGAAAGAGAAAAUCCAAUUCAAUCCAAUCCUAUCCUAUCACAUCACACAACAAUGGCAGAUCAACUCACCGAUGACCAGAUCUCUGAGUUCAAGGAAGCCUUCAGCUUGUUCGAUAAGGAUGGCGAUGGUAGCAUCACAACCAAGGAGCUUGGAACUGUUAUGCGGUCAUUGGGACAGAACCCAACAGAGGCAGAGCUCCAGGACAUGAUCAAUGAGGUAGAUGCUGAUGGUAAUGGAACCAUUGACUUCCCCGAGUUCCUGAACCUCAUGGCGAGGAAGAUGAAGGACACCGACUCUGAGGAGGAGCUGAAAGAGGCGUUCCGUGUGUUUGACAAGGACCAGAAUGGGUUCAUUUCUGCUGCUGAGCUCCGCCACGUGAUGACCAACCUCGGGGAGAAGCUCACUGAUGAAGAAGUUGAUGAGAUGAUAAGAGAGGCUGAUGUUGAUGGUGAUGGCCAGAUAAACUACGAGGAGUUUGUUAAGGUCAUGAUGGCCAAGUGAUCACACACCAUGUAUUAUCUGUGAUAACAAAAGGAGAGACAAAGAAAUAUAGUUAGGACAAGGUUGACUUGUGUGUAAUAGCACACCUAGUCUUAACCCAAUGUCUUUUAAAUCUCCAUUUUAUGUUUUUAUUCUUAUUUGGUAUAUGGUUUUGAUUACAAUUAAUGGUUGUGGUGGAAUGGUGUUUUCACCUAUGUGACUGUCUCAAGUUUCCUUCUCAGUAGAAUUCUACAUCAACAUUAAACUGAUAUGCUAAUUCAGUUAUACUCUUAGUUCUAUUUAUAUAUGCGGUUGAAAUGUGUCUUA
Lotus japonicus is the source of this 921-nucleotide messenger RNA. RefSeq names its product calmodulin-7-like. Gene Ontology annotation, molecular function: enzyme regulator activity; calcium ion binding. Bases 166 to 615 code for a protein of 149 amino acids. NCBI's taxonomy places the organism in Eukaryota, Viridiplantae, Streptophyta, Magnoliopsida, Fabales, Fabaceae. The record is from RefSeq and is a predicted model, not a curated record. The transcript is spliced from 2 exons.